Acanthosepion pharaonis is the source of this 582-nucleotide messenger RNA. The record is from the annotation of a GenBank genome assembly. NCBI's taxonomy places the organism in Eukaryota, Metazoa, Mollusca, Cephalopoda, Sepiida, Sepiidae.
AUGAUCUCACGCACGGAUGCAUAUCUAUCUAUCUAUCUAUCUAUCUAUCUAUCUUUCCCCCUCUCCCUCUCUGUCUCUAUGAUAUUUCACUGCACCUUGCAAACGAGCCAUUUGCACCACACGAUAUCUAUUCAUUCAGAUUCUAAGUCCAUAUUGUUUUUUUAUUUCACCCAUUUGUUCUCUCUUUUCUUCUGUUUUAAUUCACGUCUUUUUUCUUUUUCUUCUUCUGUCACUGUUUUUUUUUUAUAUUUUUUACGACUGAUUCAUUCUUUCCUUCUUUUUUUCUUCCCCUUGAAUUCAUUCCCCGUUUCAUUCUUUUGUUACCCUUCGUCUUCUUCUUCUUCAUUCUUCUUCUUCAUUUUUCUUUUUUUCUUCUGCAUUCUCCUUCUUCAUUCUUAUUCUUCUUCUUCAUUCUUCUUCUUCAUUCUUUUUCUUCUGCAUUCUUCUUCUUCUUCAUUCUUUUUCAUUCUUUUUCUCCUGUAUUCUUCUUCUUCUUCUUCUUCAUUUUUCUUUUUUCUUCUGCAUUUUCCUUCUUCAUUCUUCUUCUUCUUCUUCAUUCUACUUUUUCAUUCUUUUUCUUAA